UUCCUCGUUCGUCAUUUCUGCACCAGCAGCUCGAUCUUUAACCACAAAUUGCACACCGCAGAUCAGAAUGCAAUCCUUCCUCAACGGCGCUGAUUGCGGCCCCUCCAACCCUCUUAAACAGGUCGCUCAAAGGGAAGCUGCGGAUCACUCUCUUUUCAAGGAUCGCCUUGUACCCCAAUCAUCUACGCAAUUGAAUACGUUCCGGUCUUCCCCAUCAUUUAACCCGCAAGGUCAAGCACCAAUCGCACGACAUGCCAAUCCCACCCCACACCCAUUCAAUCUCUCUCAUUUGUCAGCUGCUUUAGCAGAAUCCAGUCGGAGCGGCAGUGCUUCUCCAAUGCCUGCAGCUUCGCAUUUGCCAUUGGGAUCUAGCUUUGAGGCUGGAUGGAAUGAAGCGAUGUCCAAUGGGCUCAAGUCCCCUCCUUUUAUAACUCAGGCUCCGUCUCGGGCUCCAGUUCAAUGGGUCCCACCACCGUCCCAAGAGAGUAACUGGAUCAACGGAUAUGAAGAAUGGCAGUCUUCACAAGAGAAGGGGAAACAGAGGGCUAUCGGGUCUGGCCAUCAAAUGGCCCACAAUCCUCCGUACUCCAGCGACAUGCCGAGCGCUUCCAUGGGCAUGAGCCAAGGCAUGGGCAUCAAUUAUCAGCCGUCUUUCUCCCGGAUGUACGGCCAAAAUCUUCAGCGACCACCGGCUUCUUCUCUCUCCCCCGAGGUCCAAUUAGACCCAAAGCAGAUGGAAGCCCUUUUUGCUCGAGCUGAAGAAGAUUGGAAAGCUACCGAUGCAGCGACAUCUCAGACAGCGGAACAGAUGGAUGCGAAAGGGAAGGGAAAGGAAAGGGAGAUGCCAGCAGCUGAAGAAACGGUGGAGGAAACUACUGUAGAUAAUGCAGAGGAAAUCAAGGAGGCUAAGGGCGAUUUCGAAAAAGUUUGGGAAAGCUUGAAGCCAGAAGCAGAGCGACUAAAUAAACUGGCAGAAUGGGAAAGGGACUUCUCUCAGUUCACGAAUGAUGAGGAUGAUCUUUUCGACGUUUUGAAUGAGAGCCUAAACCAACCUGAUGUCGGUCAAGCGAGUCUUGAUCAACAAACCGAUUUCCUUCAAGACGAACGGUUAGCGAUGGGACAAGGCUUAGCUGCAAGAGACGACGGCAUACCUCUGAUAGGAAGUUAUGAUUUCAGUUCCCCUUCGCAACACCUGGCGUCGCUUUCUGCUUCCUACCUUUGGACUGAAGCCAAUCACCUUUUGGCAUCCGGAGGCUCUCUGUCGGAAGCUGCUAUUAUGAUUGAGCAAUUCAUUACGCGUUCAACGCCGCAGGAAAGGAUCCAAAUCAACGUAUCGCUGACCGAAGCAUGGGCAACAUUGGGUAGGGUCCAUGCAAUGGAUGAAAAAGAAGAAAAGGCUCUUGAAGCGUUCCAAGCGGGUAGCAAGGCUUUGGAGCAGGAAGGAAUCACAGGAAAGGAGGGUGUUGCCGGCGAGAUGCUCACAAACCUCGCGAUAUCAUAUGUCAAUGAAUCCCUUGAUCUGGCCGCCUUGUCAACUCUGCAUAGAUUCCUGAGUCUCACACAUCCAGCGUAUGCCGGCCCUGCCCCUACGACGUCUUCACCGCUUCUUACCUCCUCCACUGCCUCACCUUGGGCUCUUCAUCAGCAAAUGGCGGAUUCUUUCCUCGCGCUAGCAAGGGAACAGUAUCAAAAAGGCGAAAAAGUCGACCCAGAUGUUCAAGUCGGACUAGGAACAUUGUUUUACAUGAUGGGGGAAUAUGACCAAGCUAGAGACUGUUGGGUGGCGGCCUUAAAGGAACGUCCUGAAGAUUACCUCCUUUGGAAUCGCCUUGGUGCGACACUGGCCAAUGGUGGAUCAUCCGAGGAAGCGGUCGAUGCUUAUCGUCGUGCACUCGAAUUGAAGCCUGGAUUCACAAGGGCGAUUUCCAAUCUCGGAGUUGCCUGUCUUAAUAUUGGAGUACAUCGUGAAGCUGCCGAACACUUCCUCGCCGCUUUAUCUCUUCAUUCGUCUCAGACCGAGGGGCACAGCCAGCAGAUUUCUAAUGACUCUGCUGCCCUUUGGGGUACUUUGCGCAAGUCCCUUAUCGCCAUGGACUUGCCUGAUCUGGCAGCUAAAGCGAGGCCCGGUACCAAUCUGGAGGUGUUCAGAGCAGCUGGUUUUGAUUUUUGAUAUUAGAGUCGUAUGGACGAUUCGGAUGAUUAAAGGGAGUGAUCUGUGUUGCAUGAGAUUUGGAAGAUGUGUUAGUCAUAUAGCUUGUGGCUUGUAGGUCGAUAUCAGCUUGUUGUGAUAAUGAUUUACAGUUGUAAAAUGUCAUUGAUUGCUGCCAAUUAUGUUUGUUCACUGCGUCCGGGCCGAUUUGGUGUUGCCUCUGGAGGAGAUCCCGUCUUCGGGUCAUAUGAGAUAAAAAGGCU
Molecule: messenger RNA, 2412 nt
Organism: Cryptococcus deneoformans JEC21
Lineage: Eukaryota; Fungi; Basidiomycota; Tremellomycetes; Tremellales; Cryptococcaceae
Product: peroxisome targeting signal receptor, putative
Exons: 7
Coding region: 68-2170 (700 amino acids)
Biological process (GO): protein import into peroxisome matrix, docking
Cellular component (GO): cytosol; peroxisomal membrane
Molecular function (GO): protein binding
Source: RefSeq, a predicted model, not a curated record